This is a messenger RNA of Symbiodinium sp. CCMP2592, 3339 nucleotides long. Lineage: Eukaryota; Dinophyceae; Suessiales; Symbiodiniaceae. The record is from the annotation of a GenBank genome assembly.
AUGGUCUCAGAGUGGCGACAUGCGUGGCUUUGCCUGAUCCUGAAGGCGGGAAAAACGGGACACAAGGCUGAGGAGUACCGCCCGAUCGGGCUCACUGAUCCGGUUGGCAAGGCUGUUCUUGGCGCCGUGUACCAACAACACCACCACGCAGUCUAUAACUCCGUGGCGCAGUAUCCGCAAUUUGCGUACCUGCCCCGGCGUGGUGUCCCUCAGGCCCUUAUGCGUGCUUUUCAGCAUCUCGACCAAGCUCGGGAGGUCGUGGCACAACAACGUCUUACCCUGCAGCAGCGACAUGCAGGCCAACGCAGGCAGCAGCUGGCAGGAGCCAUCACGGUUUCUCUCGACCUCAGCAAAGCUUUUGACUCCCUGGAACCUGAGUUCAUGCAUCAGGCUCUUGAAAUGAGUUGCCUGCCACCGGAGGUGUGUCGACUGAUUGAGAACUGGCAUCACGGGAUUAUAUACCACAUUGAGCACGAACAGUGCCGAGCCCAGAUCAACUGCAAUAGAGGGAUUCGUCAGGGUUGUGCGAUCUCUCCCCGAGUGUGGUCACUCUUUACCAUACUCAUCAUGAGUGAGAUGGGGCCGGAGUGGAGCCAGCGCCAUAGCACAUGGUUUGCGGAUGACACGCUGUUUCAGGCAUUGGUUCACUCCGAGACUGAGCUGCAUCAGCAGCUUAAGGCGAUCUCCAAGGCCUUGUGGGUGCUGCAAAAACUGGGCCUUUCUAUUGCCUCCACCAAGUGUGCGGUUCUGCUACAUCUUGGCGGCACAGCCGCCCAACGAGUCCGUGCCAAACUUGUGAGCACCCACAACAAAAAGCCGCACAUCACCUUUCAGCACGAGGACCAUGUGUGGCGGCUGCCGCUCGUCUCUAAGCACGACUACCUCGGCGCCACUCUCAGCUACAGUCGCAUGGAGGAUCUCACAGCUACCAGACGUAUCCAGGCGGCUCAGACUUCCUUUGAUCGUCUCAAGCCAGUGCUCACCCACAAAGGUCUCUCGCUUUUCAUGCGUCUUCAGAUUUGGCAGGCAUGCGUGGUCAGCAGUCUCCUUUAUUCGCUACCGCAAGUGGGAUUGACACCUAGCGCUGCCCAGCGAGUCUCCGUGAUCUUCUACAGGAACAUCGUCUAUGUGACCCGAUCCACAGUGCCCGAUUGGUUGUCCAACUACAGCAAAUUGUUACUGAUAGGACCACCGACCUGCCCCAGCAGGCACCCAGUGAAUUCCCGUGUCCACAAUGCUGGACUGCAGCCCUCGCAUUAUCUCUCCUGGAAAGAGGUGGACCGAUUUGAGCAUGGAACUGAAGGGUGCCAGCAGACGUUGAUACUGCAGCUGGCCCAUGUCAUGCGCACGCUUGAACAGCAUGAGCCCUGGGAUGCUAUGCAACAGUGCCCAUAUCUGCAGGAAGAGCUUCUGCACCAUUGUCUUGUUUCCGCUCGUGUUCCUGCGCCCCGGGAGCAGCAACAUCUCGUGCUGCAGAAUGGCGAUAAAGUGCCUGUUGCCAUUGCUGUGCCCGUGCAAUCGAGCAAGGGCAAGGGCAAAGGCCUGGGCAAGGGGAAGGGCCAAGGAAAGGGCAAGGGCAAGUGGCCACAGUGGACAGCAUCCACUUGGGACACUCCUUCGUGGCCAAAUGCGCAGGGCCUGAAUGUCGAGGCCGCCAUCUAUGCCAUGGCAAAGCUGUGCCUGAGACAGGAGACGGAACUCAGCGAGCUUCGGCAGGAGAAGUCCUUCAUGCUCCGCGUCAGCGCUGGACCCCACGGCAUCCUCAAGCCACUGAUCCAGGCCUCGCUGAAAUGGAACGAGCUCCGAGAUCAGAUGAAGGUCGACUGCAGCCUGAAGUCCGAGCUCUUCAGCCUGAUGAUCAAAGAAACCGCGGCACGGAUGAUGAAGUUCGAGCAGACGCCGGAAAGCAUUGCGGGGGCGGAGAAGGCCAAGUGGGUGACCAACCAGCCGCUGACCUGGCUCUACCAGAAAUGGGAUCCGGAAGCACAUCUCCUUGUCCUCGACACGAGCCGAAAGGGUAUGCAGCAUCAGGAUGUCAAGACUCUGCUGGACACAAUGAUUGUAGCCUUGAAGGAGGACCCCGAGGCUCUGAACCAGUUCACGGCCAAGCGGAGACUGACGGAGAGCAUGAGCGGCGCCUCUGUGGCGUUCAAGGUGACGGUGGGCCUUCGGAGUCAACAGUGCCAGAUCCUGUACGAUGCCUUUGCGAAGCUGGCUGGGCUAGCAGUCUUGCAGCUCAUAGCCGCCAACAUGCACAAGGAGAGGCAGAAGCACGGCCGCGAAGCAGAGGAGGAGGGCAUGCCACAUGGAAUGCUGGGGGCGCUUGGGACUAGACUGCAGGCCUUGCUUACCACUACUCGGCCUGUCGUGCUUCGAGAUCUGCCCAUUAUUCAGGAUAUGAUGCGAUGGUGGGCGCACCCCUUUAGGCAGCAUGACAUUGCAGAGUUCUUCUCACAUUUUGUGUCCUUCUGCUGUAUGCCCUUCGGUCAGGCGUGCUGGGAGGCAAGAGAUAUCAGGGGCCCAGCGCUUCAUGUGCUGGAUGAAGGCACGCUCCAAACACCGAUCCCCCUCCACAUUCCUGCAUCUCGUGCAGAUGAACAGCUGAGCACUCUUCAGGAUUGUGUUGAGCAAUUCUUUCGGGGACAACGCUGUGGUUGUGCGCUUGCCUCAGCAGCGCCACUUCUCUGUUUUCAGCUGAAAAGGUAUGUGUUCAAUGAACGCACUGGUGCAGUGCGCAAGCUCGCAACGCCAAUCAGAUUCGAUGAGCCGUCACUGCAGGUGCCCAUCUGGGAGGAUGAGAGCACGUUGCGGAUCAAAUAUGUGCGAUACCAAGUCAAUGCAAUAGCUUUUCAUGAAGGCCGCACACCAUAUGCCGGCCACUAUCGCACAUGCCUCCUCCAUCAGGGGUGUCACUUUGUCACUGAUGACAACACGGAGGCGCGAAGGACAGAUCCUCAGAUGCUCCAAGUGGUUCAGUCCAACUCGUACCUGUUCUUGUGCACUCUCCAGCCUGCGUCCGCAGAACAACUGGUCAAGAAGUCGAAGCAGCCUGAUGACAAGGACAAGAAGAGGGUGAUCAAGAUCGAUGACGAAGGUGAAAAGAAGGCAGAUGAUAAAGGAAAGGGAGAUGAAGGAAAAGGCGAAAGCGGUGCUGGUUCAAGCAAGGACCAUGAGAGAAAGGAUGAGAAAAAGAGCACCAAGACCAAGGAUGAAAGGAAAGGCGAUAGGAAGAAAGACGAUCGCAAGAAGGAGAAGAAAGAGGACAAAAGGAAGACGGAGAAGAAGAAGCCUGAGAGUCCCGAGAAGAAAGGGACCGAUGGCAAUGAAAAUCUGGAAUAA